Menidia menidia (Atlantic silverside) is the source of this 1986-nucleotide messenger RNA. The record is from the annotation of a GenBank genome assembly. Lineage: Eukaryota; Metazoa; Chordata; Actinopteri; Atheriniformes; Atherinopsidae.
AGUUGUCACACCACUGCGGUCCACAUUUUCUUAUGUACAGUAACACUGUAGCACUACAGACCACCCUGUGACACAGGAAAAUAAUGUCCUGCAGUUGAAGAUGGGGGGUAGUGGCUCCAAAUCCAAAGGAUUUUGGCCUUUUUCUGGCUCAGGUAGUGGGGAUGAUCCUACCAAAGAUGGAGAUGAGCAGUCCCUGGCAAGAAUUCGAAGUUUCCCAGGUGCCACACCUUUUGUGUUUACCAGACGAAGCUCUAUGUUCUUUGAUGAAGACGGUGACUUGGCCCAUGAGUUCUAUGAAGAGACAAUUGUGACAAAGAACGGACGGAAAAAAGCCAAGCUGAAAAGGAUUCAAAGAAACUUGACACCUCAGGGAAUUAUAACAUUGGAGCAUCCUUGCAUCCAUGUUGAUUUCCCAGUUAUCCUCUGUGAAGCCUGAGAGUCUCAGUUUUUCAGACAGGCUACUGUGUCAGCUCCGUCCUGUGGUUUCCCCGACAGAUGGAAGCCCAAACCACCUUUCAAAAUACCUUGGAUCUCUUGAUAUAUCUGACUCCCCUACUGGACAGGCUGAUGCACUGUGUGCUGGGCCUCUGCAUGUGAUCUGUUUUUGGCUUGUGUGCAGUGAGACAUGGGAAAUGCCAUCAUCAGCAGGGAUGUAGAUGUUUGCCAAGUAGAGAAAAUCCUCUCAGUCUAUAGAGAUCAUGGUUUGUGUGCUUGUUGGUGUGAAUGUGUGCAGACACAUGAGACGAGGAAGAAUCCUGAGUUCUGUCAGCGAUUUUGUUUUCUGGUGGGAUUAAGUUGACUCAAAGAGUUCAAGAUGAACGCAGCCAGUCUUUUGUCAUUGUCUUGCAUAGAAAACUGUCAGUGCACACUUUAAAUUUUUUUUUUUUUACACUAUUUUGACUUGCUCUUAUUGCAUGGGACAGGAUCAGCUUACAGGCAAUAGCCUGGGGAGUUGACAAUCAGCAGCCCACAAAAUCUAAAGAGGAUUAAUGUCAUAUUGUGAUGUCUGACGGACUUGCUUCUGUGACCUCAGAGCCACAUGUACACAGCAGCAUUGAUUCUGAAAGCUCCUGGUGUUUUCUUUGCUGCUUUGGAAAAUGUGUUUCACAUUUAAUUUAUUAAAACAGUUUUUUAAUUACAAAUAUAGACACUGACUUGUCAUGUUUCUGUUUUACCUCCAUAAAUAACGACUUAAAGGCCUUCCUUAUCUACAUUGGAAUUGUAAAAGACCCUGUGAUUAUGGCAUGCUGUCAUCUUGUCAUGAGCCAACAAAAACAGUUUUUUAGGGUCACACUUUCUAUUUCUUACUUGGUCUCUUCUACUAACAAGACCUGGAACUGGAGUUCAAGAACACUAUCUGUAGAUCUUGGAAUUUGAAAUCUGCACUUUGUGGAAUCUCAAAAGUGGGAGUGACCUGUGUCAUGGCCUCAAAUACUGUAUCCCAGGAGUGUUUGUCUCUCUCAAUACAAAUUUGAUAAUUGUAUAAUCUAAUGGUAAUUGCAUUAAAAUUGUCAUGAUUUGAAAAGACUAAAGUGAAUUGGAUUAAGAUGUUUUUGCAGUAAUCGGGCUCUGGUCCCCGCGUACAGGUGCGUGCACUCAUUUCCAGUCCAGGCUAAAACACCAAGAUGAAGUAGAAAAGAAAGCGCUGAACAACUGUCCUCACCUUAACCUUUAUGUGACAACUAUUUGGCAUUUAGCUUUUGGAAGAAAAAAAAGUUGAAAUGCGAAACAAGCUGAAUGGACCUCCAGCUGCAAAGGAAUCUUCAAAGGCACACCCCAGUUCAGAGGAGGAGAAGCUUAGAGAGCAGUAAAGUCCAUCAUUACAUUCUCCAUGACUACGGGACGUCUACAGCUUCUCUACAAAGCUGUCUGAUGAUGUUCUCCUUAAAGGAUAAAGAGUUCUGUGCCAAGAAGUCCUCUCCACUUUAUUGCUUCUGUGAAAUGACUUCAGCCGGCACAAAGCUUUGUGCUCUUUCUCACCCCUCU